CCUUAAGUUCUAAAUACUUGAAUAUUGCAUCCGUCUUCAUAACUUGUUGUUUCCUUAAGGUGAAGCCUCAGCUGGAAGAAAAAGAAGGGAAAACCUUUGAUGUUUUCACUGCAGUGGAGUUCAAGGCUCAGGUGGUUGCUGGAACAAACUAUUUUAUCAAGGUCCAUGUUGGAAAUGAUGAGUUCGUGCACCUGCGGGUGUUCAAAAGCCUUCCUCAUGAGAAUAAGCCACUGACUCUCCACGGAUACCAGAGCAGCAAGUCGAAGCAUGAUGAACUGACUUAUUUCUAGCAAACCUAUGUGUCUUUCUAAUGAUUUCUUAUGUAUAUUUUAUAUAGGCUGCAAAAUGUUGAUUCCUGUUCCAACAAAGAACAAGAAAAUAUCUUUUUUUUUUUUUUUUAACAAUGCUGGAAAGAAAAUCCAUUUCUCUUAUUGCCAUUCUCUUACUGUGCAAUAUCUAAAUGAAUCAUGUAGCUCUCCUUUCACCUUUUCCUAUUGCAAACCCAAGUAGCUGCAUUGACUACAGUGCACCUCAACCAGAACACUGUGCCUGAGUUGUGUUUGUGGACUUCCCUUGUCUGGAAGUUGCAGGGGAGUAAUACUACCACUUGUGGAAGGUGGACUUGAACAGAAAAGAUUCUGAAAGCAAGAAAAAACAGGAACACUGUAGUCUUUGGAAAGAAACAUUCCCUUAGUAAUCAUGUUUUUCCUCUUGCAGCAGUAGGGUGGAAUGUCCAGUAGAGGGUGUAUGAGUUUUAAAAAAUUUUGCUUAUUUUCUGAGUCCUAAGGAGAAGUCCUAGAAAGGAAUUUGAACUGUACAAGCAUUUCCGCAUUAACAACAAUAAAUAUCUCAAGUUCUGAUGGUAUAUU
This is a messenger RNA of Oxyura jamaicensis (ruddy duck), 869 nucleotides long. RefSeq names its product cystatin-B-like. Gene Ontology annotation, cellular component: cytosol. The record is from RefSeq and is a predicted model, not a curated record. The annotation marks the transcript as partial. NCBI's taxonomy places the organism in Eukaryota, Metazoa, Chordata, Aves, Anseriformes, Anatidae. The transcript is spliced from 2 exons. Gene Ontology annotation, molecular function: cysteine-type endopeptidase inhibitor activity.